AUGGCAUCGAAGAAUUCGCCUGGGUCCAUGCUCUCUGUUACAUCCGCACAGCAGAUGUUUCAUGCCGUGCCCUACCACGCCUACUCCAUCUGGCUGUUCACCUUUAGCGACCUCAAGACCAUUGUGUUUCCCGAGACUCUCUUCGGGCUGCUGACCGCGCUCUCCCAGACCGCAGCCGGUCCGACGGCCACCGGAAGCGCCGCCGGGAUCACCAAGCUCGACAUCAUCCAGCGCUCUCCCCUUGUGCUGCUGUGGGUUUGGAUCAACCUGCUGCCCUUUGCUAUCAACAACCAGCGGCGGCCCGAAGCCAUCGCCGAGGAUGCUAUCAACAAGCCAUGGCGCACCAUGCCGACUGGACGGUGGAGUCAGACCCAGGCCAAGAACAUAAUGGCCUUCCUCUAUGUCGUGGCUGUUGUUUUCAGUUGGAGGAUGGGCGGCCUGCGCUCUAGCUUAGCCCUCAUAGGCUUGGGAUUCUGGUAUAACGACGGGGGAGGCGCCGACGUGCACGCACUGGUCCGCAAUCUGAUCAAUGCCUUGGGGUUCACGUCUUUCGGGACAGGUGCGCUGGAGAUGGCCCUGAACCGCCGGAUGCGCUUUGAGCCGGCGGCCCUCAUGGACAUGGGUACCCCCAGCCUCGAGAAGUGGCUGAUCGUCGUCGCCGCCAUCGUGUUCACCACGGUCCACACACAGGACAUGUACGACCAGGAGGGCGACGCCCAGCGCGGCCGUCUGACCGUGCCGCUCCAGAUGGGCGAAACCACGGCAAGAUGGGCGAUAGGUGUAUUCAUGCCGUGCUGGGGCCUGUUCUGCCCGUAUUUCUGGCAGUGCGGCUGGCUCGGAUAUGCUCUCACGACCCCCCUGGCCGCCGCUGUGGCGUAUCGGAGUCUCGCUUUCCGGACCGUCGAAGAGGACAAGACGACUUUCAGGAUAUGGAACGCGUGGAUGGUGGGCCUGUACGUCUUGCCGUUGAUACAAGCCCUGAGCCGAUAG
This is a messenger RNA of Anthostomella pinea, 990 nucleotides long. The record is from the annotation of a GenBank genome assembly. Lineage: Eukaryota; Fungi; Ascomycota; Sordariomycetes; Xylariales; Xylariaceae.